Cornus florida is the source of this 1061-nucleotide messenger RNA. RefSeq lists its product as uncharacterized. Gene Ontology annotation, molecular function: ubiquitin protein ligase activity; ubiquitin-like protein conjugating enzyme binding. NCBI's taxonomy places the organism in Eukaryota, Viridiplantae, Streptophyta, Magnoliopsida, Cornales, Cornaceae. Bases 272 to 931 code for a protein of 219 amino acids. The transcript is spliced from 2 exons. The record is from RefSeq and is a predicted model, not a curated record. Gene Ontology annotation, biological process: ubiquitin-dependent protein catabolic process. Gene Ontology annotation, cellular component: endoplasmic reticulum.
UAUAUGUAUGUAUGUGUAUAUGUGUGUGUAUAUAUAUUAUUGCCUUGUUUAAUGGUUUAGAUCUGGUUUGAACUGAAAGCGAAAUCUGGAUCUAUAUUUUACUGCUAUUUUAUAAUUGCAAUUGAUAACGAUGAAAACUUUUUCUCAUGAGCGAAAUUCGAUUGCAAUUUAGUACGCUUCUUUUGGAUGCUGUGAAAAUGAAAGAAAAGUAAAGAAAAUAACAAGAAAGUUCUGGAUCUUAUUUUAGGGAUUUGAAGUUAUAGGUUUUGAUAUGGAUAGUGAAAUUGGUGAAUCUAUGGGCCCAUAUAAUUCGGGUGAAAUUAGCAAUGACACUGGCAAUUUUGAGUGCAAUAUAUGCUUUGAGUUGGCUCAAGACCCGAUUGUGACUCUCUGUGGGCAUCUUUACUGUUGGCCCUGUCUUUAUAGGUGGUUGCAUAUUCAUUCCCAUUGCCGUGAAUGCCCGGUUUGUAAGGCCCUUAUACAGGAGGAGAAAUUGGUUCCAUUAUAUGGAAGGGGCAAAACAAGUUCGGAUCCAAGGUCUAGGUCGGUACCUGGAGCUGAAAUUCCUAAUCGCCCAGCAGGGCAAAGACCAGAAACGGCUCAGGCUCCCGGUGCAAACUAUUUCCGACAAGAUGGAAUGGGAAUAAUGGGAGGAUUCAUGCCAACGGAAAAUGCAAGGAUUAGGAACUCAACAUUUUCUGCUACUUUUGGUGGUUUGAUGCAAUCCUUAAACCUUCAUGUGCAUGGUUUUCAUGAUGCUACUGUAUAUGGAGCAACCACCGGAUUUCCGUAUAUGUUUUCAAGUUCGUUUCAUGGCGGUCAUGUUCAUGGCUUUCAUCAGCAUUCAAACGGAGGGCGGCAGAUAAAUUCGCUUUUGAAGAUGUUGUUUUUGUCUGUCGGCCUCGUUGUAGUCUUUGCCCUAAUUACCUAGUAAACUUUAUAUUUUUGAAGUUGGGUGGUGGACAACUUGUACUAUUUUUAAUGCACUUGUAUAUGCCACUUCAAUAAGCUUUUACUUGUGUGAAAGAAAUUGUGCAAUUGAUAGUCUUUUAGUUCUUCUA